AUGGCUACAAACUCGGGCAGCAAGAGCCAUCGCUUGCCAGCUGAUGAGCUGGAACUGAUACGCAAGUAUAUCCACGGAUGCCACAUCUUGCACUACUACAAUGUGGUGGACGCGUAUGGCCAUCUGUCGGUGCGCUUGAGUGAGUCGGUGUUUAUGAUGUCGCGUUAUAUGGCACCCGCACUUGUGUCUUCAACAGACGACAUGGUGCUGUAUAACGUCGAGACUGGCGAAGCACUUCAGAAAGAUGCGCCUAGAGGCUUCUCAGAGCGGUUCAUCCACUCUGAAAUCUACAAGGCAUACCCCAAGGUCCAGUCAGUCGUGCACUCUCACUCACUCGAAGUCGUCCCAUUCUCCAUCUCGUCAACGCCUCUGCGGGCUUGCUUCCACAUGGCCGGCUUCCUAGGCACGUCGGUUCCUGUCUGGGACGCCGCAACGGUGUAUCGUGAGGAUCCGUCGGCGAGUCAGGACAUGCUUGUCCGCAGCACAGGGGCCGGAGCAUCCCUGGCCAAGGCGUUGGGUCCUGCUGAUGGCGAAGGAUUGCCCAAGUAUCCAGUUGCGCUAAUGCGUGGCCACGGAUUCGUGGCGACGGCCAACAACAUCGAGAUGGCCAUCAGCAAGAGCAUCUACACGACGCAGAACGCGCAGAUCCAGCGAGCGGCCGCGGGACUCUCGGGAGGCAUGGAGGAUGUGCGCUUCUUUAACGAGCGCGAGGCUCACGAUGCGGGCAUGACGGCGAUUGCGGGAGCAGCGAAGCCGUGGCCGCUGUGGGUGGCGGAGGUGAAGGGGCACUCGCUGUAUAAGAACUCUGUGUGA
Trichoderma aggressivum f. europaeum is the source of this 813-nucleotide messenger RNA. RefSeq lists its product as uncharacterized. The record is from RefSeq and is a predicted model, not a curated record. The transcript is spliced from 2 exons. Gene Ontology annotation, cellular component: cytosol. Bases 1 to 813 code for a protein of 270 amino acids. Gene Ontology annotation, biological process: pentose catabolic process. NCBI's taxonomy places the organism in Eukaryota, Fungi, Ascomycota, Sordariomycetes, Hypocreales, Hypocreaceae. Gene Ontology annotation, molecular function: aldehyde-lyase activity.